AGUGCGCCAAGAACCCUGGUUAUAUGCUGGAGGGCUGCAGACUAUCCUGCGGCAUAUGCAAGCCACAGGGAUGGGACGAAUACGGCUCAGCCGUUGAGGUGAAACCGCCGCCACCCGUGGAGGAGCUUAAAGCGGCAAUCUUGGCCAGGUCAAAAGCGGAGGCCCAGGCCGGGGUGGCAGAGAAGCAGGAGUAA
Monoraphidium neglectum is the source of this 194-nucleotide messenger RNA. RefSeq lists its product as hypothetical. The transcript has a single exon. Lineage: Eukaryota; Viridiplantae; Chlorophyta; Chlorophyceae; Sphaeropleales; Selenastraceae. The annotation marks the transcript as partial. The record is from RefSeq and is a predicted model, not a curated record.